Molecule: messenger RNA, 855 nt
Organism: Wyeomyia smithii (pitcher-plant mosquito)
Lineage: Eukaryota; Metazoa; Arthropoda; Insecta; Diptera; Culicidae
Gene: Saysd1
Exons: 2
Coding region: 158-748 (196 amino acids)
Source: RefSeq, a predicted model, not a curated record
ACUGGCAGCUCUGCUCAAAGUGUAAAUUUUGUAUUUAUGUUUUUUUUCUAAAACUUAUUCCUGUUUAGAAAGUUAGUGUAACAUUGGCUCAAAAAUUCAAAUGAAAAACUAAUAACAAUAUUUCUAAACGUUGCGGAAUAUUGCUCUUUUCAAUCUCAUGGAAGAGAAGCUCAGUAGUUAUCGGAGCAAGAAACGUCGUCAGGCAGUGUUAAACAAUUUUAAAGACCUCUUGUUCAACAUGGUCUCUUUUCAGCAGGUCAAAGUAAACGAAAAAGCAACCCACGUCAUUGUGGAAACGGAAGCAGACGAAACCCCGUCAAUUCCGGCAAAGUGCAUUACCCCUGUGCACAAAGGAAAAUUAAAUGUUAAAUCUUCCAGUGCGGUUCUUUCUAAUUCCGACAAUGAAUCAAUCAUGUCAAUUUCCAGCUCAGUAGUCGAUAGCGAAAGUGAUGUGUUGCAGUGUCCAACUGAACAAACCGUUCGGAAACCAACCCGAUCUUAUCUGACCUAUAUUACUUAUACGGUAUAUUUUCUUUUCUGGGUCACCCUAUACGCUAUUGCGAUUGAACUUCGUUUCGGUGUGGUUUUUCUGAUGUUGUCAGCGUUAGUGGCCAUCUAUCUGAACACACGAACAGAGAAAACACCCGGUGAAAUUAGUGCGUACAGCGUAUUCAACAAGAAUUGCGAGGCCAUUGAUGGAACCCUGAAAGCGGAGCAAUUCGAGCGAGAGAUUGGAAUCAGGCAUUAAGCCGAGCCGUGCCUGUUGUAAGCUAAGAAUUUACGUACACGGUACUGAAAAAUCCCUAUAUAUUAUUAGAUGAUAACUAUUUACAUAAAGUCUUUCCUUUUUAAAAA